AUGCAUUUCCAGAAACAUGUGGCCCGUAUCCUGAUCUUCUCGUACUUCUUUAUGGUUGCAAACGUCUUCAGCCAAUCCAUUUGCACCAGUAAGGAGAUUUUCGACAACAAUGUUGGAAACUAUGCACGGUCAGUGGAAGUUGCGGAUCGGAACCAGCAGGCUUCUCCCUCGCAAAUUGCAAUGGCGAUUGCACAUACACCUCGAACAGUGACUGCGAUACCUGCGGAGUGUGGCUACACUCUCUGUGCCAGUGCUUACAGAAUCCGAGUCACUGUACUGAAACCAAUUCGAAACCUGCUGGACCUACAAAUGAGUCCGAGUCUUGCCUCCCUUGCUUGGGACUUCGGUCAGUCCGUCGCAGACCUGAGUACUACCGGCCUGGCAAUCAAUCCGGCUCGCACGGUGACUCAGGAUCAAGUUCAUAUGCAUAUCUGUCCAGUCAACCCAAAUAUGCAAAGUGCCUUGGCAAAAUUAUCGUACCAGUCGUAUUUUUCCCUCAAUCCCGUUCAACUGAACGGCCCCUUCAGUAUCUUUGCCAAUGGUGCUCCGAAUAAGAUGUGGUGUCAGGUGGCGCCAAGCAAGACAUCAGCUAUCACCGGGAAUGAGGUUGAAAAGGCCAUUGAUUCUGUUCUUAAUAUGCCGGGUGUAUGUAGCUAUCAGGUGGCGGCUGCAAUGCUCAAGGAUACCAACGGGUACACGUGGGCGUGCGUGACUGCUGAUCGAGGUGAUGCAGAACACAGAUUCCUGCAAAAUUGUUGA
Penicillium oxalicum is the source of this 759-nucleotide messenger RNA. RefSeq lists its product as uncharacterized. NCBI's taxonomy places the organism in Eukaryota, Fungi, Ascomycota, Eurotiomycetes, Eurotiales, Aspergillaceae. The transcript has 3 exons. The record is from RefSeq and is a predicted model, not a curated record. The coding region runs from base 1 to 759 and encodes 252 amino acids.